UCCGGUACACGAGAUCACCGGUUUGUCAACAGAGAAAAUGAGCAGUGAAAUGUUGAUAUAACACAAAAUUUAAACCAUAGACGACAGGAAAAUUUGUCUUACAAUGUUAGAAAAACUUUUAAGGGUCUUUCAUCUUUUUAUAGCAGUAGGAGAUUUAAUAAGACAAUGUCUAUACAGCGUUCGCUUCCCCGUGUUUCCCUAUCAAUGGAAGAAUUCACAGCUAAAAUCUGACGCAAGGGACCUGAAGAAAGUGCCAACACACUUAGGACUAAUUAUCUGUGAAGAGGAAUUCUCAUUUCCAGAUAUAGCAAACAUUAUAGUGUGGUCAAUAGCAUUUGGAGUAUCUUAUUUCAGUAUAUAUGACUUAAAUGGUUAUUUAAAAAGGAAAAGGAAAGAGUUAAAGGAGGAAAUAGACAACGCACAGAAGAAAUGUUUGGAUGAGGAGCACAGGCGAUAUACAGUUGUCAUUCACUCGGGGGAUGAGAAGCUUUCUCACACAAAUGGAUAUUGUAGAUCAAAUCAGGUUGAUAUACAGUUGUUGUCAAAAGUGGAUGGUCGCCAGGGUCUUGUAGAUACCACACGGUUACUAUGUCAACAGGUGGCAUCCAGAGAGCGGCGCUUAGAAGAUAUCACUCCAUCAACUGUUGAUGAGUUUAUAAAAGAAAAUUCCCAUUUCCCAGACCCUGACCUAGUUAUUCGGUUCGGGGUAGGAGAGAGUCUAUUUGGGUUUCAACCCUGGCAAAUUCGACUCACAGAAAUUCUAUCAACUAGGAGUCACCAUAGUAUAGGAUAUAAAUCAUUUACAGACUUACUUCAUACAUACGGAGAAACGAAGCAGAGAUUUGGAAGAUGACUGCUGCGUUACUCACUAGUCGUUAAUUACAGUCCGCGUAUCAUCUCACACUGUGUCUCAUUACCAGAGAGCUAUUUAGCCCUAGUUAAGAUUCAUUUAAAACAUUCAUUUGUUACCUUAUUGUUAAGCUUAUAAUAUAUGAUUUGUUUAAAACUUAAAAGUGUGAACAUUUGGUUGUUAAAUUUUUCCCUGAAUACUUGGGUGCUAGAGUGAUUUAGACAUUUUUUUUUUUACUUUAUGCUUAAAAGGAAGUAAAAACUGUUACUGUAUGAAAUAUUAUGAUAACAAUGCAUGGGUUUCUAUUAUUUAUACACAUGUACAGUAUAUAUGAUACAUUUAAUGUUUAGGAUAGGAUGUAUGGAUAUUUAUAUAUCCCUCUAUUGAAAUCAUUCCUUUACAGGCCAUGAACUAUCAGUCCUGAUCUGACAAACUGAUAAUGAUAGUUCUAAUGUAUAGCAUAGUUAUAUUUAUUGUUAGUACAAGGAAAAUCCCAGUAUGUAAGAUUUGAAUUCCAUUUAGGAUCUGUCUUCAUUAGAAAAACAAGUUGAUGUAUGAAUAUAACAUUGAUGAAGACAAAGGGUGAAAACUUCAAUGCCAGUACAGUGUACCUCAUAGUGAGGAGUUACUUCCCUUGAUGGAACAUUUUUUUGUGCUUGAUAAAUGAUAAAUUGCUUUUGGUAAAUUGCUUUGUUUUUGACUGUAGAUCCAAAUGGUGUUUUUUUUAUGGGCAUUAUGGUAUAUGUUAUUAUGUUGAGUGGAAGUAACUCAAAUCAAAAAAUAAAAAAAGGAAACUACUUAAAAAUUUUUAAUUCCAAGAACAACAUUUGUUAUUAAUUAGUCUUCAGAAACAAAGUUGUUAUCAUUCAAGAUUUUUUUUGUUUUCCUCACGUUUCAUUUCUUUACUGCUUUAUUUAUCUGGUAACUAGAAUUAAAUUUUACAGUACAUGUAAUUGGUGAUUUAUUUUCAUGUACCUGUAGCUGUAAGUUUUUACCCAAGUCUGACUUCUAUUUCCAUGUUUUCUUGGUUGUAUGUGAUUUAAAGAAAUCAGCAGCCACUGUAAAUAUUCAAUGAAAACCUACCAAACUGUAAUUUUCAGAUAUUUAGAUUUUUAGACUGUUAUGCCUUAGAAUUGAUCUACAAACAUGCAUGAGUUACAAGUUAAUGUGUGGCCAAAGAACUUUUUGCAUUCACAUAUGCAGGUACAGAAAAAAAAGCUUGUAAUGAGUGAUAGAACUAUAUGUACUUGCAUUAACUACUUGAAUAAAAAAAUCAAAGAUUUCAAUUUUAUUUGAAAUGGCUAAUUGUUUUAAGUAUACAUAGGCUGUAGAGAUAAAAAGUCAGAAAUUCAGAUCAUUUUAAUAAUAUUAUGCCAAAAUGGUUUUGUUUUUACACAAACACUGUGUUGGUGUGUAUGGAUCUGUAUAAUGUAUUUGUUGGUUGUUACCAUGUCCAACAGCAAUGAAUGAUAUGUGUAUUGUCAACUCUGUAUGUUGGAUAUGUAUGUCAAAUAGAGAUAUAUUUUAGGGGAAAAUGGCAAAUGCAAAUAAAACUGAAAUGUAUGUAAAA
This is a messenger RNA of Saccostrea echinata, 2420 nucleotides long. Its product is annotated as dehydrodolichyl diphosphate synthase complex subunit nus1-like. Gene Ontology annotation, molecular function: ditrans,polycis-polyprenyl diphosphate synthase [(2E,6E)-farnesyl diphosphate specific] activity. Bases 104 to 853 code for a protein of 249 amino acids. The transcript is spliced from 5 exons. The record is from RefSeq and is a predicted model, not a curated record. Lineage: Eukaryota; Metazoa; Mollusca; Bivalvia; Ostreida; Ostreidae. Gene Ontology annotation, cellular component: dehydrodolichyl diphosphate synthase complex; endoplasmic reticulum membrane.